Messenger RNA from Scophthalmus maximus (turbot), 3340 nucleotides. It is a transcript of the gene stau2, whose product is annotated as staufen double-stranded RNA binding protein 2. NCBI's taxonomy places the organism in Eukaryota, Metazoa, Chordata, Actinopteri, Pleuronectiformes, Scophthalmidae. The transcript is spliced from 15 exons. The coding region runs from base 140 to 2152 and encodes 670 amino acids. The record is from RefSeq and is a predicted model, not a curated record.
GCCUCUGGCGGAACGCGUUUCCGUUUUCUCCCCCGUGCAGGUUACGCCGUGGUCCGCUCCGCUCCUCCAUCCAGUUCUCUUUAGUGUUUGCCAAUGUUGGAGGUGUAACUGGGGUCUGGCCCUGGACAAAGAAUAGAGCAUGGCUCAAGUGAAAGUACAGACCUCAGCACCCCUGGCUGGUCCUGGCCUCUCCCCCGGAGUUCCCCCGACGGCCAUGGCCAGCCCAGGACCCCUGGGUCUGCAGCCCUCCGUCAACGGCACAGGCCCGGCCCCCACACCCGCCUGCCCUGCUCCUGCAGUCGGAUAUGGGGACGCCCCUGUGUCUGCCUCACCGCCAGGCUCGCCCCAGGAUAACAUGGCAAACCCUAAAGAGAAAACUCCAAUGUGUUUGGUGAAUGAGUUAGCCCGUUUCAACAGGAUCCAACCCCAGUACAAGCUCCUCAAUGAGAGAGGCCCUGCACAUGCCAAGAUCUUCACCGUGCAGCUGACUCUUGGGGAGCAGGUGUGGGAGGCGGAGGGCACCAGCAUUAAAAAGGCCCAGCACUCCACAGCUGCCAAAGCACUGGCCGAGAGUGUCCUUCCCAGGCCAGCGCCCCGCUCCCCCAAAGUGGACAUCAACAGUAACCCAGGCAGUAUAACACCCACAGUGGAGCUGAAUGGUCUGGCCAUGAAGAGAGGAGAGCCCGCUAUAUACAGGCCUUUGGAUCCUAAGCCCAUGCCCAACUAUAGAGCAAACUACAACUUCAGAGGGAUGUUCAACCAAAGGUACCAUUAUCCUGUUCCUAAGAUCUUUUAUGUGCAACUGUCUGUGGGGAGUCAUGAGUUCAUCGGCGAGGGACGCACCCGCCAAGCAGCAAGACACAGCGCUGCCAUGAAGGCGCUGCAAGCCCUGCGCAAUGAACCUAUUCCAGAACGGCCACCACAGAGCCCAGAAGAGAAAGGGGAGACCGACGAAGGCACAGAUGCCAGCAAAUCAGAGAUCAGUCUGGUCUACGAAAUCGCCCUCAAGAGGAACUUGUCUGUCAACUUCGAGGUAUUGAAGGAGAGUGGCCCCCCGCACAUGAAAAGCUUCCUGACUCGCGUCUCCGUGGGGGAGUUCUCUGCCGAGGGCGAGGGCAACAGCAAGAAGCUGUCCAAAAAGCGCGCUGCCCUGUCCAUCCUGCAGGACCUGAAGAAGCUGCCCUUCAUCCCCGUCGUGGAGAAACCCAAGACACACUACAAGAAACGCACCAAAACCAUCCUCAAGACGGGGCCCGACUAUGGCCAGGGCAUGAAUCCGAUCAGCCGCCUCGCCCAGAUCCAACAGGCCAAGAAGGAGAAGGAGCCAGAGUACCUGCUGCUCUCUGAGAGGGGGAUGCCCAGACGCCGGGAGUUCAUCAUGCAGGUGAAGGUGAACAACGAGGUUGCCACGGGAACAGGACCGAACAAGAAGGUGGCCAAGCGGAACGCAGCCGAAGCGAUGUUACUGCACCUGGGAUACAAGGCCUCCACAGUCCCUCAGAGCCCCACCGAGAUGGACAACAAAGGCUGGAAUGGACAAAAGGCAUCCUUUACCGAAGCGACAAGUAACACUCAGAAGGGUCUGCUCCACCUCAGCCCUGACGUCUACCAGGAGAUGGAGGCCAGCAGGAAGCAGGGGGGCAACUCUUCAGGAACCUGCGGCGGCGGCAGCACCAACUCCGUUAACUACAUCACAUCCAAAGACAUGGGGCCCUGCUCUGCCCCGCUGCCCCCGGGACACACUCCAUACUACAGCGGCUCGCCCUCCUCGCCCAGCCCCACCGCGACUAUGGCCAGGGAGCUGCUGCUCAAUGGUCAGUCACCCACCGCCGACGCCUCCCUGUCCAUAAAGGGGAAGAACCCAGCUCUGGCCUGCGGCGUCUCAGUGCAGCCCGCACAGCAGCUGGACUACCUGGCUCGCAUCCAGGGCUUCCAGGUGCAGUACAGCGAUGCGCAGAGUGGUAAGGACUUUGUGACCUAUCUGACCCUCUCCCCUGUGCAAAUGACUUUCCACGGCACCGGGAGCACCCUCCAAGCCAGCCAUGACCAGGCUGCUCUAAGUGCCUUGAAACAGCUGUCGGAGCAGGGACUGGACCCGGUGGACGGCCCCAUCAAGACCAGUGAACCAUGUGGGAGGGAGGACGGACAUUAAACAGACUAACUCAGGCACCACCACUCAGGUCUGCAAGGAUUCAAAGGCUGUCGUCUAGGAGCUGACAUCCCCGAACCCCCUCCUUCCGCACACACAAACCUUACAAACCCCUCCACCCCCUCAACCCUGAUCUCCCAUAACCUGCAACAGCAACCCCACUACCCACAACCUCCGCCCUCCCUACCUCUCCAACCCACCCCUUACCCCACGAUCGCCACUGUAUCCUGCAAAGCCUGUCACCACGCAAUAGGUGGAUGUGCAUCGAGAAAUGACCGACUAAAACACCAUUACCUGAGUCUAUGUGAAGACAACGCUAUCGUAACACGUUCAUUGAUGAUUUCAGUCAAAAUUAAGAGACAACAAAAAAAGAAGAAGAAGAAAUUAACAAAUGAAAUACUAAACUAAUGAGUAAAAUGCAUGGUACUGUAUGAAACCGAGGGAAAUCCAAAACGAUAGACACAUUUCCCUCUGGAUAAAUGUCUGUUGGUAUGGUUAAAACAAAUAUGUACAUCAUGCUAUUGAGAUACAUUCGAAACAUUUUAGGGGAGAAACCAACUUGCGUACAGUAGCUUAUUUUUUCGGGGGUAUUAUGUUUCCGUUUCAUUUUUUUGGGGGGGGGGGGGUUAUUUUAUUAAUCUAACAAUGCUUGAGUACUGUAUUUAAAAUUAACCAAUGCCAGUGCUGUGAAAGUUGUAGUUGUUGUCUUCAUAUAUAGUCACCCAGCUUACCUUGUAUGCUGACAUUAAAAAAAAAAGAGUUCAUCUAUCUAUAUGGAUGUGUAUGACUUGCAAGAGUAUCAUAUUCCGAAAAAUAACAAAGAAAAAAGUUUUUUCAUGUGGACAAAAAAUAAGAGGGACAAAACUGGUGUUAGCAGUAAUCAGUACAACGUGUCGACCGCCAGCCCGGGAGCGAAGGGUUGGACCGACGCUCCGCUCCCGAUGGGUCGGCCUGUCCCUUUUUAACAUGAGCCCCACACUGGCAUAGCAUCACUGGAGCAUCACCCGACCGACGGCGGAGACCGAGGGGCCACAGCGGUCGCACUUUUUAAACUCGGACGACAAGGCCGGCUGCAUCGACUGCAACUUCGUCUUUCUCCAGAUGCCAGUGAACUUUUGAACGUGGAGUCCAAACUCCGGAGAGUUUUGUACGGCCUGCAUGUCCUCCAGUGAAUGAAAAAAAGUCCUCUCC